GCUUAAGCUUUUGAUAAGAAGGUCAUGUAAGCCGGCUUGAGAUAAGCACAAAUAGAGACGAACAAAGGCAGCUCGAAAUACGGACCGCAAAUUAAAACUAAUUAAACAUCUCCGCUGCGUCAUUGUGUAAAUAUCAAAAUGUUCGCCGUGCUUUGUGGAGCUUUAUUGAUGUUGGCUUUUGAGCCUGGUGCCAUUGCUGAACAGAAAUUCCAAUAUGCCAUUAAGGAAUUUUCGGUGCCGCUGGACCACUUCAGUUUCCUGAGCAACGAGAGCUUCAGCAUACGGUACCUGUACAACGAUUCCUACGUGGACAAGGCCAAUUCCCAGUCGCCCAUCUUUUUCUACACUGGCAACGAGGGCGACAUCGAGUGGUUCGCGCAGAACAGCGGCUUCAUCUGGGAGCUGGCGGCCAAGCUGCGCGCAUUGGUCGUGUUUGCGGAGCAUCGCUACUACGGCAAGUCGAUGCCCUUUGGAGGCGACACCUUCAACACCAGCAAGCCGGAGCACUUGGCAUAUUUCACCGUGGAGCAGACGCUGGAGGACUAUGCUCUGCUGAUUACCUUCCUGCGCAACGGGCAGCAGCUGCCCGUGGUGGCAUUUGGUGGCUCGUAUGGCGGCAUGCUGGCGGCCUGGUUUCGGAUGAAGUAUCCGCAUAUUGUGAUUGGCGCACUGGCCGCAUCGGCACCGAUUUUACAAUUUCCCGGCCUGACGCCCUGCGAUAUCUUUGAGAAGAUAACCACCUCGGUCUUUGAGACGGCCUACAAUGCCAACUGCAGUGCCAACAUUGGCAAAUCGUGGAAGGCCAUUGAGUCGCUGGCGGCCACAGAUGCCGGCAAGAAGCAGCUGGGCGAUAUGUUUCAUCUGUGCGAUCCCGUCAAGAACGGCGAUGAUCUGAACAAGUUUAUGGACUAUCUCGAGGAGGUCUAUGGCAAUUUGGCAAUGGUCAACUAUCCGUAUAACUCAACUUUUCUGGCCCCGCUGCCCGCGUAUCCGGUACGACAGUUUUGCUAUUACCUCAAGGAUCUGCAGCCGAACGACACCGAUCUGCUGGCCAGCCUGGCCAGUGCCCUGGGUGUCUAUACAAAUUACACGGGUGCCUCCAAGUGCGUGGACUACAAGGAUUCCAAUUCUGGCGCCAACUACGACAGCCGCGGCUGGGACAUACAGACCUGCAAUCAAAUGGUGAUGCCAUUCUGCGCCAACAACAGCGACACCAUGUACCGCACCAGCACGUGGGACCUGAAGAAGUUCUCCGAGAAGUGUUACACGAAGUUCCAUCUCACGCCCAAGCCCCAUGAUAUUUUGCUGCGCUAUGGCGGCCGAAAUCUGGAGGCUGCCAGCAACAUCAUCUUCAGCAACGGUCUGCUGGAUCCCUGGAGCGGCGGUGGCGUCCUUCGUGCACCAAACAAUCAAGUGCAUGUCAUCAUAUUGCCGGAGGGAGCCCAUCAUUUGGAUCUACGCCAAAGCCAUCCCUCAGAUCCGGCAUCCGUUACGGACGCACGAAAGAAAGAGGCGGCCAUCAUAGAACAAUGGAUACGAGACUUUUAAAGUUUAAAAGAACACUAACAAUUUGUAAGGCAAUGUGAACAAUUCAUGAAAUAAAAUUAAUUAUUGUAAAAAUAA
Messenger RNA from Drosophila virilis, 1623 nucleotides. RefSeq names its product lysosomal Pro-X carboxypeptidase. NCBI's taxonomy places the organism in Eukaryota, Metazoa, Arthropoda, Insecta, Diptera, Drosophilidae. Gene Ontology annotation, molecular function: serine-type exopeptidase activity; dipeptidyl-peptidase activity. The record is from RefSeq and is a predicted model, not a curated record. Gene Ontology annotation, biological process: proteolysis.